AUGGAAAGCAAUAUAGAGGAUCUCUCUAAUGGCCAGAUCUUCUCCAAAGCACAACUUGAGGCUUUACAACAGAUAAUGGGACGUGCUGGUCUCUCUGGUAUAUCAAAUUCUAAUUCAGUUGCCACUAGCCACUUUGUCCAAUCAGGCAAAGAUAAAGUUAAGGUUGCUGAUGGGUCGUUUGUUCCUAUCCAUGGAAAAGGUUUUAUUCCUAUUUCCAAUACUCUGUCUCUUUCAUCUGUCUUACAUGAUCUAACCUCAGGGAAGAAGAUUGGCAGUGGUGAAGAGAGAGACGGGCUGUAUUAUCUUUAUCUUGUCUUUCAAUGUGAAAUUUGUGAACUUUCUAAAAGUCACCAUGUUCCUUUUCCAAUUAGUAAUAAACUUUCUGCAAUUCCUUUUUCGAUGGUUCACACUGAUAUUUGGGGACCCUCCCAUAUCCUAUCCUUGUUUGGCUUUAGAUGGAAACCUGGUCAGACUAUACAGCCCGACACUCUUACCUGCAAUCAAUCUUCAACUCCGGAGUUGGAAAAUGAGCACUAUGUUUUUAUUUCUCAAAUUUCUACCGAAAGUAUUCCUGCGAAUAUUUCUGAGGCACUAAAGGAUCUAAAAUGGAGAGGAACAGUUCUUGAGGAAAUGAAAGCUCUACAGCAAAAUGAAACUUAG
Cornus florida is the source of this 660-nucleotide messenger RNA. RefSeq lists its product as uncharacterized. Lineage: Eukaryota; Viridiplantae; Streptophyta; Magnoliopsida; Cornales; Cornaceae. The transcript has 6 exons. Bases 1 to 660 code for a protein of 219 amino acids. The record is from RefSeq and is a predicted model, not a curated record.